Messenger RNA from Trichoderma asperellum CBS 433.97, 1080 nucleotides. The record is from RefSeq and is a predicted model, not a curated record. Lineage: Eukaryota; Fungi; Ascomycota; Sordariomycetes; Hypocreales; Hypocreaceae.
AUGGCCUCAUUUAGGAACAAUGCCCUGCGACAGGGCUACUUGGUUCUCCUGGUGCUGGCCUUUUCAACCUUAGUUUCUGCUAUAGAACUUAAUGUUUGUGCCAGUUUCAACACGGCCCAAACGCCGUUGAACGUCAGCAUAUACCAAACCAACGGACUUUGUACACAGUUUUGCAUGAAGAAAAAUUACGCCUUCUCCAUCACACAACAGAAUUCGUGCUGGUGCUCAAACUAUUAUCCCGACCAAGGCUCGGUAGUCGACACCAAAAAGUGUAAUACACCUUGCCCAGCUUGGACUCCCGAAGACUGCGGUGGACCCGGCUUGUUUGGCUAUAUUCUCUUGAAUGAGGUCGCUCCGUCCGGUACCAGCACGGCACCAGCAAGCUCAACAACAGGACAGAGCACAGCUUCAGAAUCGUCCUCAGCAACGUCCAGCUCCGCCAUUACUUCCACCUCCGCGUCCACUUCCGCGUCCACUUCCAUCUCCACCUCCACAUCAGAGACGCCGACUACUUCUCCAAGUAGCUCAUCCUCUUCGAGCUCCACGUCGUCGUCUUCUGCCAGUACCACGCCUAACCCAUCGUCAUCCGGCGAGCAGAGCUCCGGCAGCAGCGGCGGUCUUCCCAAGCAAACAGCAGACCCAAGCGGAGACCAAACUGGCACCACUUCCAAGAAAUCGAAAUCGGGGCUUUCAACCGGUGCCAUUGUUGGUAUUGUGGUUGGUAUUGUGGGCGGUCUGGUGGUCCUCGCUGCUGCCUUCUUCUGGUUCCUCCGGCGGAGAAGGCAAAAUCAGGACGAAUACCGAGACGAUCCUAGCGUUCGGGGUAGCUCAUCCGGCAUGGUGGGAUCGGUUCCCCCUGAGAUGAGCAUAAACGGCGGCUCACCAGCUUCGCCGGUCGCUGCUGCCAACAGAAACAGCACAAUCCAGAUCGAUCCUCGAAUGGACCCCUUUAAGCAGGGUCUCUACAUACGCGGUAGCCACGAAAGUCUCAACACUCUGCGAGACGACCAUGACUAUUCACGACGAAUCCAGCGACCUACGGUGCUCCGAGCAACGAACCCUGAUCCUGAAGAAGGAUAA